This is a messenger RNA of Penicillium brasilianum, 1134 nucleotides long. The record is from the annotation of a GenBank genome assembly. NCBI's taxonomy places the organism in Eukaryota, Fungi, Ascomycota, Eurotiomycetes, Eurotiales, Aspergillaceae.
AUGAGUUUUCUUGAUUCCGUUCUCUCCUCACUCGGGUCGGGCAAACCUGCCCAAGCCCCGCUAUCUCAACCUCCAGCGAUCCCAGCCCCAUCUUCAACAACGAUGAAAGAUGAAAGACCAUUGAGAGCAGAGCCCCGCGCACCUCGGCCUGCGGGGAACGCGGGCACCGGAAUAAAGCGCAAGGCGGAGGACCAACUUGCUCGACCUGAGAGACGCGAGAGCCAACCAAUUAGCAAAGUCCCCUCUACGAGGCCAGCGGCUUCUUCUUCGACGUCCAAGAUUAUACCAAGAGGUGCACCAUCAACUACGGUGAAGCCUGCUUCGCCGAAGCCCGUUGUCAGAAGCAACACAGCACCAACGGACACAGCUCCGCCCGCAAGAGCUGCACCUCCGAAAUCAGCAGCGACAAAACCGGCAGUUACCAAAUCAAUGGCUUCUAGACCGGCGCCGGCAUCAGCAACCGUAUCUAAACCAGCAGCAACCAAGGCCGCACCAACUUCUUCCAAGCCACCACCGAAAGGUUCCUUCGCCGAUCUCAUGCAGCAAGCCAAGGCUAUGCAAGAUAAAGCUCCCGCUCAGUUGGGUAUGCUCCGUCAUCAGAAGGUACCCAAGGAGAGACUGAGCAAGGUGGAGCGCAAACGACGACUCGAGGAGGCCAAGGCACAAGAAAAAGCAGCACGUUCGGGGAAGCGUCCCGCGCCUGGCCCGGCCGCGGCCGCUACCGGCAAACCUACUGUCAAGCGACGCACGCCCGAGCCUCUGUCAUACAAAGGCACAGCCAAGCCAUCCCAGACCCCCGAGCUUAUUGGGUAUCGGGGAACGGCCGGUCGGCAAUCUCACCGUGGUGCUGCCGAGCGUCGGCCGCAGGGCAAACGUCGUAUGGAUGAAUACCUGGCCACCGACGAGGAGGACGAAGGUGAUUACGGUAACUAUGGCGACUACGACGACCUCUAUUCAGACGCAUCUUCUGACAUGGAAGCUGGCUUUGAUGACGUGAGGGAGGAAGAAGAUGCUGCCUUACGAUCCGCUCGCUUGGAAGACGAGGAAGCAUUGCGACAGGAGAUGGCGGCAAAGAAGGAGAAGUUGGAGCGCCAGAAGAAGCUGGAGGCUCUUGCAUCCCGCAACAGGCGGUGA